Trichoderma atroviride IMI 206040 is the source of this 774-nucleotide messenger RNA. The record is from RefSeq and is a predicted model, not a curated record. NCBI's taxonomy places the organism in Eukaryota, Fungi, Ascomycota, Sordariomycetes, Hypocreales, Hypocreaceae.
AUGACCAGGGAGUAUGUACUUGGCCAAAGGCUACGGAUUGUAAAUGUCUCAGAACUUCCAAGCUAUUUUGGUAACCUGUUUCUAAGGCUCUUAGUAUAUAGAGAGGUAUUCAAGGGCAAGUAUCCACAGGGAUUCAGAUUGCUGGAGCUCUUUGUACUAGAUCCUAUUACUUUUACUACUACCGCUUUUGGGUAUCCUGGCCAGUACACAAGCACAGUUUUGUGUAGAAGCCGAUACUACUACCCAGGCAACUCUUUAAGCGAUCGCAGAACAAUAGAGGGCAAAUAUCGGCGAAUGCUACCGUACGCGGCUAUUCGGUGUCUCUCAUACGAAUGCGACCAGACGCCAAAGAAAGCUGCACAUGCUGCUUACUACCCAGAUGUAUGCUCCUUCAGCCGCACUCCGCUAACGCAAGAGCAGCAAGGGCACAAAGGAGAAGAGCCAAAGAGCAGAGAGCUGAUGGGAAGGACGAUCUUGCUGACCGCUCCUAGUUUCUCCAAGUCUGCUCUUAGUAGAAGCAGUAUCACCGACCCGACUUCCAUGGUCACGGGUGUAAGAAGUCAUAGGAUGCACUCCGUGAAGGAGUUGUAUGAGAUACGCGGACACAUGUCCUACGGGUUUGACGAUGGUGGCGCUGCUCAAUUGCCCCCUCGGGUACAAGCAUAUGUGGUCAAUUGGGGGCUAGAUGAUUUGGGUAAAUACAUGGGUAAUCGCAAAGAGAUUCCCCCUAUAUUGAACUUUGUCAAAUCAGGAUGUUUGACGAUUGUAUCUUAA